AUGGUUAGUGGGUCUCGAUCCUGCAGAGUCAGAUCGUCUUCGCCCAGGCGGGAUGUCAAACUGACUAGAGCGGGCACGCUCACGAGCAAUCCUCCAACGGCCAAACAUAACCGGAAGCGUCAACCAGCAACUACCAACGUCCCGAGCAAACGUCCAACCAGCCAAACCUCCAACCAAGCAAACGUCCAACCAGCAAACCUCCAACCGAGCAAUCCUCCAACCAAGCAAACGUCCAACCAGCAAAUGUCCAACCAGCAAUCCUCCAACCGAGCAAACCUCCAACCGAGCGAACAUCCAACCGAGCAAACCUCCAACAACCUCAACCAGCAAACGUCAACCAGCAACCUCCAAGCGAGCAACGUCCAACCAGCAAACCUCAGGCAAUCUCCAGCAGUCCAAAGCAAACGUCCAACCAGCAAACCUCCAACAAGCAAACGUCCAACCAGCAAACGUCCAACCGAGCAAACCUCCAACCAGCAAACGUCCAACCAGCAAACGUCCAACCAGCAAACGUCCAACCAGCAACGUCCAACCGAGCAAACCUCCAAAGCAACCUCCAACCAGCAAACGUCCAACCAGCAAACGUCCAACCAGCAAACGUCCAACCAGCAAAGCGUCCAACCAGCAAACGUCCAACCAGCAAACAUCCAACCAGCAAACGUCCAACCAGCAAACGUCCAACCGAGCAAACCUCCAACCAGCAAACUGGGAACAGUGGGAACAGUGGGAACACCGGGUUCCUCUGGUCCCAGCUGCUCAGAGAUCAGCGCCGCAGCUUCCUGGUCAGAGCAGAAGCUGCAGUUGGUUUGUACCGAGCCUCAGUUCCUGGGUCCGCCUCCAGUCUGA
This is a messenger RNA of Hippoglossus stenolepis (Pacific halibut), 846 nucleotides long. Its product is annotated as salivary glue protein Sgs-3-like. The record is from RefSeq and is a predicted model, not a curated record. Lineage: Eukaryota; Metazoa; Chordata; Actinopteri; Pleuronectiformes; Pleuronectidae. The transcript is spliced from 2 exons. Bases 1 to 846 code for a protein of 281 amino acids.